AGGAAUAUAAAUAUGUGCCGUAGAAAUACAAUGUGCUCAGUUGCUGGAUUAAGUUUGUGCAAGUUGUUCGUUUCUAUCACUGAAACGUAGAAAGAUGAAGAGAGUCGCGUUUUUUGUUUUAGCAUUCAUUGCUAUCGUAAUUGCAGAUGAUAAAGAUAUAGAGGAAAUAGCAGAGAAAUUCGGUAGCGACGUUGCGGAAGUAAAAAUAUGUCUAGAGGAACUUAAGAUAGAUACAAAGGAAAUACUACCCUUGCUUCAGAACUGGGAAAACAUAAAGCCUGAAGAAAUUACUGAAGAUGUCAAACAAUCUCUUACGACAUACUCUCUUUUCCUGGCUUGUAUAUUAGAAAAAACUGGAAUGAUGGUAGAUAGUAAGUUGGUUACAGACAAACUAAUUGAAGAUAUGGAAGCAGACAAGGAAAUAGUAAUUACGGAUAAAAAAGCUUUAGAGGAAUGCAUUAAUUCGCUGAAUGAAGAUUCCCAAUUGACGCGAGAAAACAGAGUUUUUGGUUUAAUGCUUUGCACACUCGAUCAAAUGGGCGAAGACAAAAAGUAAAAGAGAAUUUGUAUGAUAUAUUAUGUUGUUUGGAUUAUAACAUUUCCUAUGUAUAUUGUAUGCAGUGGUAGUAUAAUAUAAGAGAAAUUUAUGAUGUCGGGGUUUAAACAAAUCUAAACGCUGUUUCGAUAAGUAGAUUCACAAUAAAACUUGUUGCUUACAAAUCAUGUUGAUGAUGCUAAAUAAAAUUAAUUAGUUUAAUAGUU
Messenger RNA from Vollenhovia emeryi, 762 nucleotides. RefSeq lists its product as uncharacterized. The transcript has 5 exons. Bases 95 to 556 code for a protein of 153 amino acids. The record is from RefSeq and is a predicted model, not a curated record. NCBI's taxonomy places the organism in Eukaryota, Metazoa, Arthropoda, Insecta, Hymenoptera, Formicidae. Gene Ontology annotation, molecular function: odorant binding.